Vitis riparia (riverbank grape) is the source of this 1159-nucleotide messenger RNA. Its product is annotated as aquaporin PIP1-1. Gene Ontology annotation, cellular component: plasmodesma; vacuole; plasma membrane. The record is from RefSeq and is a predicted model, not a curated record. Gene Ontology annotation, biological process: transmembrane transport; response to water deprivation. The transcript is spliced from 4 exons. Gene Ontology annotation, molecular function: water channel activity. The coding region runs from base 91 to 951 and encodes 286 amino acids. Lineage: Eukaryota; Viridiplantae; Streptophyta; Magnoliopsida; Vitales; Vitaceae.
CGGUUUCCUCACGCAGUUCAUCAUCUUCAUCACUAAGCUCUGAACUCUCAGUGUUUUCAGAUCUGUAGAGUGAGAAUUUGAGGAAGAAAAAUGGAGGGGAAGGAAGAGGAUGUGAGGUUGGGGGCCAACAAGUAUACAGAGAGGCAACCGAUAGGGACAUCAGCACAGACAGACAAGGACUAUAGGGAGCCUCCACCAGCUCCACUGUUUGAGCCUGGUGAGCUUCAUUCAUGGUCGUUUUGGAGAGCUGGGAUUGCCGAGUUCAUGGCGACCUUCCUCUUCCUCUACAUCACUGUCUUGACUGUUAUGGGUGUUGUCAGGUCCCCCAGCAAGUGUGCCACUGUUGGUAUUCAGGGUAUUGCUUGGGCUUUUGGGGGUAUGAUCUUUGCCCUUGUCUACUGCACUGCUGGUAUCUCAGGAGGACACAUAAACCCAGCGGUGACAUUUGGCUUGCUCUUGGCCAGAAAGCUGUCUCUAACCCGAGCCGUGUUCUACAUGAUCAUGCAAUGCCUGGGCGCCAUCUGUGGCGCAGGUGUGGUGAAGGGGUUCCAGGGACAUCAGUAUGAGGUGUUGGGUGGUGGAGCCAAUGUUGUGGCUGCUGGCUAUACCAAGGGCGAUGGGCUUGGUGCUGAGAUUGUUGGCACUUUUGUUCUUGUCUACACUGUUUUCUCUGCAACUGAUGCCAAGAGAAAUGCCAGAGACUCACAUGUCCCUAUUUUGGCUCCUCUCCCAAUUGGGUUUGCAGUGUUCUUGGUUCAUCUGGCAACCAUCCCCAUCACUGGAACCGGCAUCAACCCUGCUAGGAGUCUGGGGGCCGCCAUCGUCUACAACAAAGAGCAUGCCUGGGAUGACAUGUGGAUUUUCUGGGUUGGACCCUUCAUUGGAGCUGCUCUUGCUGCCUUGUACCACCAGAUAGUAAUCAGAGCCAUCCCAUUCAAGUCCAGAGCCUGAGAAAUUCCUCCAUUUUCUGUUUCUUCUUUUAUUUGCUGCUUCUAUCUUCUUCUUCUUGUUCAUCUUCCUCCUCCUGAAUCUGGAUUGAGCUCAGAAUAGAGGUGGGGGUGGUUAUUAUGUGUAUAAGUUUAUCUGGGCUGCUUCUAUUACAAUGGGCAGCUUUUGAAUGAAAAGGAAGCUUCCAUCUUUAAUGGCUUCUUCUCUCGCA